CCAGUUUCUCCUGUCUUAGUAGGUGACGGUGACUUGACUUCCACUGGGCAACUUCACAGCCUCUCCCACAACUCUCCUUCCUUUCUUUGCCCCUGGGCUCAGGCGAAAGCAAUUAUGGCCGAUUAUCUUUACGAGCUCCUGGCUCCUCAGCUGGAUCCAACCACCAAUGCUCCUUCCAAUCUCCGCUCCCCGGAGCACAAUCCCACCACCGCCCAGUACCUCAAUCGUCUACCGACCCUCUCCCUUCAAGCAUUACAGACGACAGAGCCUCAGUCCUUAACACAGUCCUCCCACUCGACCCUUUUGUCCCUCCAAGCGCUCGCCAACCGUUCUCACAAAGCCUUCGUGGCCUCCGCAGACCAUUUGUCCAACCUUCGCACAACUAUCCCCCAGUUGAGCCGCGACGCCCAAGCACUACGAGAUUCAAUCCCCAAACUCGACGAGGAAGCCGUUCUAUUCUCUUCGAAAUAUAGCCGAGCAACCGAGAAUGUAUCCCUUGAGCGGCGGAAGAAGGUCAUGCAAUUGGCAAGAAAUGUGGACCGACUCUCGGACAUUUUGGAGCUGCCAACCUUGCUUUCUACAGCGGUGUCAUCCGCCGCGGCAAGCUCGGGUGGUACAGGGAGUUCCGCCUCGACCACCUACUCGACUGCACUGGAUCUUUAUGCGCACAUCAAGAGACUACAGACUUUGUAUCCGGAUUCCCCGCUCAUCAAAGACGUGGUCAUGCAGGCCGAUGAAGCGAUGAAGGACAUGACCUCCAAUCUAAUUGCUGGGCUGCGGAUGCAGAACCUGCGGCUAGCAGCUGCCAUGAGGACCGUUGGCUGGCUGCGGCGAGUGGCGCCCGAGCUGGAAAACCUAUACAAUGAUGGAGGGACUACUUCCGGCGAGGGGGCCUUGGGUGCCGUAUUUCUGAUCUGUAGACUGGCAAAUCUGGUAUCAAUGCUCGAAGCCCUGGAUCCUUUGCGAGAGUUGGCCGACCAGGAGACGCAGCGCAGACUCCACAAGACCGACAAACCAAACAGUGCGACAGCCACUUGGUCAGAUGGUCACCAGACGGAGAAAUACUUGAAACGAUAUAUUGAGAUUUUCCGCGAACAAAGUUUUGCUAUUGUCUCCUUAUACAGAAACAUUUUCUAUCCUGACCAGUCCGAGUCGGAAUUAGCCGUUGCCGGUCUACGUGGAAUCGAUAGUCGAGUCAAGGCGGUAGCCUCGAAGUCAGCCCGUGCAGAAAUUCCCUUUCAACGUCUUCCGUCUGCCAUGGCCACUUUUCCCAUGCAGCUGGUCGAAUUGCUCGCGGAUACGUUGCGCACGUAUCUUCCCAAUGUUCGCGACAAGAGCUCGCGUGAAAGUCUCUUGACCCAGGUCCUGUAUUGUGCAGCCAGUCUUGGUCGACUUGGGGGCGAUUUUGGAAUGAUCCUUACGGAGUUGGGAGACGAGCAGGACGAAGACGAUGAUGACGAUGAUGAUUUAGCCUACGAAUGGGAGGAGGUGACACGGAAACACCGAGCCUUGGCAGGGCGGUUGGAGCAGCUGACUGGGGGUGGUACAACCACAGGGCCUUCUUCCAAAGGGACCUUGCGAGUUGCAUCGCCAGCUUAGUGAGGGACUGGAAGUGACAAAGUCACAAAGUGACGAAGAACGUACUGUAAGGAUAUUGCCAGCAAAGCUGCCAACAAACAAACAAAAACCAACAAAUCGGCCAUUG
Aspergillus japonicus CBS 114.51 is the source of this 1705-nucleotide messenger RNA. RefSeq names its product Dor1-like family protein. The transcript has a single exon. Bases 115 to 1599 code for a protein of 494 amino acids. Gene Ontology annotation, biological process: cytoplasm to vacuole targeting by the Cvt pathway; intra-Golgi vesicle-mediated transport. Lineage: Eukaryota; Fungi; Ascomycota; Eurotiomycetes; Eurotiales; Aspergillaceae. Gene Ontology annotation, cellular component: COG complex. The record is from RefSeq and is a predicted model, not a curated record.